Molecule: messenger RNA, 1242 nt
Organism: Elephantulus edwardii (Cape elephant shrew)
Lineage: Eukaryota; Metazoa; Chordata; Mammalia; Macroscelidea; Macroscelididae
Product: zinc finger protein 449-like
Exons: 3
Coding region: 1-1242 (413 amino acids)
Biological process (GO): regulation of transcription by RNA polymerase II
Molecular function (GO): RNA polymerase II cis-regulatory region sequence-specific DNA binding; DNA-binding transcription factor activity
Source: RefSeq, a predicted model, not a curated record
AUGGCUGUGUCUCUGGGUUGCGCAAUCCAGUCUUCCCUGAAUCAUGGCUCCACGCUCAAGCAGUAUGAUACCGACUGCGAAGUCUUCCGUCAGCGCUUCAGGCAGUUCCAAUACCAGCAAGCUGCUGGGCCUCGUGAGGUUUUUAACAACCUCUGGGAGCUUUGCUCCCGGUGGCUGAUGCCAGCCAUUCGUUCUAAGGAGGAAAUCGUGGAGCUGCUGGUGCUGGAGCAGUUCCUAAAUAUCCUGCCCACCAAGAUAGAGACCUGGGUGAGGCUCAGUCAGCCAGAGAACAGGGAAAGGGUGCUGGCGCUGGUAGAAGACUUACAGAGAGAACUUGACAUGCCACAACAGCAGGUGAAUAGUGAGGAAAUGCCCUUGGAGGAACUUGCACCAGUGGCAACCUCAUACAUACCCGUAAACACCCAGCUGAAGCCACUUGAGCCCCAGAUCCUGGACCUUUCCCAGGAGGCCACAAUGCCAGAGAUGUUGAUCCCACAGACUUGGCCACAGACCCUGAUCCCUGAUGCCAUGGGGCAAUAUUCACCCUUUGAAGGGCCAGGAGCAAAUCCUGAAAGCUAUAAUGUACAAGCACUUGUCACCCCAAGGUCCAGAGAAGAAAAGAGUGUAGGUGAGAAAGCUCACAAGUGUUCUCAUUGUGAUAAAGCUUUCAGGAAGAUGUCCCAACUUAAAAGACACCUGAUAAUUCAUUCAAGAGAGGUUCAUAAUUGCUCUGAGUGUGGGAAAAACUUCCUUCGUAAGUCAGACUUUCACAGACACCAGCGAGUUCACGUAAAGCCAAGGCCAAAGCCCCAUGAAUGUGCUGUGUGUAAAAUGCGAUUCAGUAGGCGGUCACACCUUCUAGGGCACCAGAAAGUUCAUUUGGUAGGAAAGACAUAUAAAUGCCCACAGUGUGAGAAAAGCUUUCGUCAUGCAUCUAGUCUUAGAAGACAUCUGAAAAUUCACACGAGUGAAAAAUCUCACAUCUGUGACAUUUGUGGGGAAGGCUUUUGCCAAGCAUCUCUUAAUGUUCACCAGAAAACUCACAGUGAAGAGAGACCUUUUAAAUGUAAUUGCUGUGAGAAAACCUUUAAACAGAGGGCAAGCCUUAAUGUUCACUCACGAAUUCAUUCAGGGGAGAAGCCAUAUGAGUGUAGCCACUGUUCUCAAAGCUUAAGGCACAGAGCAGCUCUUGUUAUGCACCAAGUCAGUAAUAUUUCUGGUGAGUUCUGUAGGAAUUAUUGA